AAUGUCUCUUCUAGCGCUUUGCUUUCGAAAUAUCUGACACUUCGUAAGUAUGGUGGUGGCGACGUUAACUGCUUACACGCGGCCGUAUUCUUGCUUGCCAUUCGAUAUUAUUAUUUAACGAAUAUUGUGCCGGGCGUGAAUACAAGAAGGAGAAAACCAGCAAGAACAUUGAUUGUACUUGGUUCUGGGGGUCAUACAGCUGAAAUGAUGACGAUUGUCAAACAACUGAACAAGAAAAACUAUUCACCACGAUAUUAUAUUAUGGCCAGCACCGAUUCAACCAGCGAAUCGAAAGUAUUGAAUCAUGAAGAGCCAACCACGUCGAAAAAUGACUACGAAUUAUUUCGUAUAAAACGAAGUCGCCACGUCGGACAAAGCUAUUUGACGUCGGUGUUUACAACAAUUCGCUCUGUUUGGCAGUGUAUACCAUUGGUCUAUCAUCUACAACCCGAUUUGAUUCUAUGCAACGGACCCGGCACUUGCGUUCCCAUCUGUUUGAUUGCAUUCGCGAUGAAAAUUUUCUGUGCCAUUAAUGUUCAAUGUAAAAUUGUUUUCAUCGAAAGUUAUUGUCGCGUUAAAACUGUUUCGUUGAGUGGCAAGAUUUUAGUUUGGAUUGCUGACUCGUUUGUCGUUCAAUGGCCACAGCUAGUCAGCUUUUCACCGAAAGCGAAAUAUUUUGGAAGACUUUUUUAAAUGCUAUUUUGAGACCUUUUCAAAGUGCACCUGAUGUAGUUGUUUAAGCUCACGUUCCAAAGAUUAUUCAAUAAAGACAAAAUCAAAAUUUUAUGCAACAAAUUUUACAAAAUUAA
This is a messenger RNA of Contarinia nasturtii (swede midge), 809 nucleotides long. It is a transcript of the gene Alg14, whose product is annotated as UDP-N-acetylglucosamine transferase subunit ALG14 homolog. Gene Ontology annotation, cellular component: UDP-N-acetylglucosamine transferase complex. Gene Ontology annotation, biological process: dolichol-linked oligosaccharide biosynthetic process. The transcript is spliced from 3 exons. The record is from RefSeq and is a predicted model, not a curated record. NCBI's taxonomy places the organism in Eukaryota, Metazoa, Arthropoda, Insecta, Diptera, Cecidomyiidae. The annotation marks the transcript as partial.